AUUACACGAGUUUGAUUGUUUUGGAAGGAACAACAGUGCUGCGAAGUUCUAUUCUUAAAAGUCAAAUGCCUUCCAAGGACAACAACAAAUGCCUUUUAAGUCACCAUUUGUCAUCGUCAGCAUCGUCAAUGCUAAUGAUGAUUCUCCGGCGCUGCUGACGAUGACUCUAUGGCACGGCAACGAUGUCUCUACGGCACCACCGCGAAUGACUUCUCUAACUCUUGUUGCCGACAUCCCUCG
This is a messenger RNA of Cuscuta campestris, 240 nucleotides long. The record is from the annotation of a GenBank genome assembly. Lineage: Eukaryota; Viridiplantae; Streptophyta; Magnoliopsida; Solanales; Convolvulaceae.